Molecule: messenger RNA, 4629 nt
Organism: Fopius arisanus
Lineage: Eukaryota; Metazoa; Arthropoda; Insecta; Hymenoptera; Braconidae
Product: zinc finger CCCH domain-containing protein 18
Exons: 5
Coding region: 1373-4210 (945 amino acids)
Cellular component (GO): precatalytic spliceosome
Molecular function (GO): metal ion binding; RNA binding
Source: RefSeq, a predicted model, not a curated record
CCGAAUUUCUGGAAAUAAUUCGCUCCUCGUACUAUGAAAGUCACUGUUCCGUUUAAAUAAGUACUCACAUGGAUAACCAUGAUAACAGUCACCUCGGGUGAUGAAGAACCUGUACCACCCUCGCAAAGUCCACACAAAUAUCCUGGAGACCCGCAAAACGCAUAUUUUUCACUUCACACAAACCUUCACUCAGGGAGGAUUUAGACCGACUACUCAACCCAAUCUCAUACUUAUUGGGACAUAAUAGACAUCAGGAUACCCAUUGACGGUGUUUAUUUGAGUAAUCGCUGAUUGUAAACACGAAUGAAUUCAGGUUGGGCCGGAGUAUAUAAUCUCUGGUGUGAAUCUACUAAAUAAUCACCGAAAUGAUUGUUGAUCAGCAACAAUGGCUGUGAUAAAACAACAAUAAUACCAUUAUUCACACCUUUCGUUUUCGAUUCGUUUGAGAAAGGAGAAACAAGUGUGUUAUUUAGUUUUAGGAGCAAGAAUGAAUGAAAAAAGAAAACAAAAAAACAAAGUAAAACACUUUGGUUCAGUACAAAAAUACUUAUCAGUGACAGAUUCCAUGAUAAAUCAAUGCAAGAGCUCAUAAUCUCAAAGAAUUCUCGAUCCAGCAGAUGACCUCAAGUCCAUCCAAUCGCAUUCAAUACUCUUAGAUUUAGAUAAAUUUAUAACAAAUGCUUCUAUUUUUCAUCUCCAAGCUGUUCCUCCAAUAAUCCAGUGAUCCUUUACCUCCACAAACCCCAGUCUCCCAAGAUUACCUCUUUGCACGUCCAACAAACAAUUCUUUCAGGUUCAAACAAACAAUUGCUCUAGUGCAGUACCCAACUAAACCAAAAGUUUAUCUAAAAUAAUCCGGGCAAUCGAAGUUAUAUAUUUGCUUGUGUUGUGUUCCUCAAACCAGAAAGUUGCAUUCAAAAUAUCAAAAGAAAAUAAAAAAAACGUUUAGCCGAUUAUUCCAACCAUGAACGCCAAUAUCGAGGAAGUUUCUAAAAAAGUUGACGUCGAAAAAGUUCGUUACCAAAAUAAUAGGAAUGCAAAGUACGCAUUCGGUUAUGUGAAGAAAAAAUCAAGUUCAAGUUCAAGUAUAAGAAAAAAAAACCAAGAAUUCCCAAUUAUUCGAAUCCCUUUACGAUCUAAAAGAGAGAGAGAAAGAGAGAGAGAGAGAGAGAAAAAAGAAAGAGAGCGCGCGUAAGAGAGAGAGAGAGAAAAAAAAACAAAUUGAGUUUACGUUUCUGUGUUCGUUUCGAGUACUUAAAAAUCCAAAAGUGAAUGGAUUUAUCGCGUCGGUACCUCAAGAGAGCGAGUACUGCACGAGCACUCUUAACUGAGCCCCCCAGGUUGAAAAAACCUAGUGCAAAAAUCAUAAAAAAUGUCAGACUCGGGUUCUGAUAGUUCGUCGGAUUAUGAGGGCCACCGAGGGAGGGCAGCGACCCCAGAGGACUCCCCUGGCUAUCGAAAAUCCCGCAAAUCUUCAGGUAGUUCCCUGGGCUCGUCCCCCCGAGGCCCAAGAUCCCCUCCAGCAUCGCCUCCAGGGUCACCAAAAUCAGGAAGUGGAUCGCCGCAAUCAACGCACUCCCCAGAACCUCCACAUUCCCCAGGAUCUCCUCACUCCCCAGACUCUCGUCAUAGUUCCCCAAAGUCGGCAUCGGCCUCUCCAAAAUCGGCAUCAACCUCUCCAAAAUCAGCAUCAGCCUCUCCCAAAUCUCGAAGAUCAUCCAACUACUCUCGAUCAGACCGUUCGUCGCCCCCUGGUUCACCACAAGGAGAAUCCUACAAGUCGAGAUCCCCGAAACCCCCAAGGGGUCCGAUGUCUCCAUCAUCAGUUGCUUCUCCCAAGUCUCCUAUCUCUCCCAGGAGUUCACCAAAAUCCCUGUUGUCUGAACGUUCCUCUCCAAAGUCCUUCAAAUCGGGUCGGGGAUCAGUACCAGACGAUGGAGAACUUGACGAGUCCCCAGUGAAGCCCAAAUCACCCCGACAGAAAUCCAAUUCGUUCAAUGAAAUCGAUGGAGAACAGAUCUCCGAUGGAGAUAUCGAAGACGAGCCCGAGCCAGCCAAGGCCAAACCAGUACCAAUGACUCAUGGAGAGGAUCUUUCCGACGUUUCUGACCUGGACAGUAUGGAUGGGGUUGAUGAGCAUGAGCGCAAUCAUGAGGACGAGGAGCCUAAGAGCCCUGAGGAGAAGAUCAAAGCUGAUAAGGAGGAAAAAGUUGUCUCUGUGAGCUUAGAGGAGACUGAACAGUUGGAUUUCGAGGCUGAAGGACAGUGGAAGGAUGAGAGGGAGGAGGGAGAGGCCGAGGCUCCAAAGGAGUCCAAGGAGGAGAGGGAGGUCAGGGAGCCCAGGGAGGCCAGAGAGAAGGAGAGUGAUAAGAGAGAGUCUGGAGAAAUCGUUGAUGACGAACCUGUUGAAGAUGGGGAAAAAGUGGAGUCUGAGCUGGAGGAGGGAGAAUUGAGUGAUGGGGAUGAUGCCAGACCUGAAGAAACUGAACCCAGGCCUGUGUGCAGGUUCUACAACAGGGGUCAGUGCACUUGGGGCGUCAGCUGCAGGUUUCUCCAUCCUGGAGUGACUGACAAGGGAAAUUACACGAUGUUUGAUAUGGUGAGGCCCAUGGCAUAUCCUUCACAUGCUUCCACUACUACUCACGAGUUCAGGCCUCACAUCGAGAGGCCCAGUCUUCUCAGACCUUUAACUGGAUACCCUGCACCACAUCAUCCACCCAAGGGGGAGGAUCUUCCUGCUGAGAGUGCCUGGGAGAGGGGCCUCAGGCAUGCCAAGGAGAUGAUGAGAAAGGCUAAUAAGAGGAAAGAGUCAGAUAUGGAUUUCGAGGAGAAGAAGAUGAAUCUCAGUCUUGGGCAGGAAGAGAUGGAUCGAGAGGCUGGAUAUUAUGUUAAACCGGCGAGCCCCGAACCACCAGUUGAGAGGUGGCCACCCAGGGAGGGACCCCCUAGGAGAGUUCCACCACAUAGAAUCACUCCAGAGAGAAAUUCUUCAAGGUACGAUGAUCCUGACGGUUACUAUCCACCACCAAGUCAUCCAGCUCCUCCAGCAGAGUAUUAUAGAAGAGUUCAAUAUAAACCAGAGCCUCGUCCAGGGCCAGAUUACCGAGAACGAGUGGAUUAUCCACCACCACCACGAGGACCUGCACACUCAGUGUCUCCACCACCAUUCCCCAGGGAGAGGGAACGCGAGAGAGGUAGAGAGCACGAGUAUUACGAGAAAUACGAGAAAAAGCACAAAAGACCCUCCAGGGAGGUUAUCGUCGAGAGAAUUCCAGUGGCCAAGACGUGGAGGGAGGAGGAGCCUCCAGCUCCAGAGAGAGGACGUGGCGAUGAGUGGGCUGAUCCCUGGAUGAGGAGAAAGUCUCCCACAGCUAUCAGAAAAAACGCUGGCCCGACCAGAAGACCCAGGAGACAGUCGUACUCUUCAGGCUCUUCAUAUACUAGCACAAGCUCCAGCAGAAGCUCAAGUCGCUCUAGUUACUCCUCUUAUGACUCCUUAUCCAGGUCCCGCUCCCCAUCCCCCACAUCCCGGCGUGCUCGUGCCAAAGGUAAACAUCCCCCUCCCUCCCCGCCACCGGUCAAUUCAACAAAUCAGGCGAGAGGUGUGAUGCUGAUGAAUCCACCAGCGCCAUCACCAAGGGGAGCCAAAGGCUCCAUAUCACCGACUGGAACAGCGCACAGAAGAGCUGGACUCAAUCCUCCAGCACCGAGCCCGUUGAUUUCCCAUCGUCAUCACGAAAAAUCGAGGGAUAAAGCUGCACUCGCUGCUGCAGCUGUUGCUAAAGUCAUCAAGAGUCGUUCUAGGUCUAGAUCGUCCCACAGCAGUAGUGGAUCAGACAGCAGUGGAAGCAGUAGUGAUUCGAGUGAGUCUAGCUAUUCGUCGGGCUCGUCUGUUGAAUUACGCAGGAAAAAAGUAGUAUCGCCACCGCGUAAGGAACCUUUAAAGGUCGUAGAACCCCCAAAAGUCUCGACCUCCAAGCAACAGGUGAAGCAAAAAAUUUCCACAACACCAGUGAAGAAGGUAGAUCGCAGUGCCACUAUGGCUGGGAAAAAACGAUCAUUGGAGUCUCCUCCAGUGCCCGAUAAUAAAGCUAGCGUUGCUGCAGCUGCUGCCAAAGCUGCGAAAAAAGCGAGCUCAAGACGAGAAGAACUCCUCAAGCAACUCAAAGCCGUUGAAGACGCGAUUGCACGCAAGCGAUCAAAGGUCUAAUUUCUUUUUCACGAGAGAAAUUAAACAAUUAAACGAAUUAUGAAAAUAUGAUAAGCUUUGGUGACGUAUUUAGGAUAUCCUAGAAGUUAAAUAAAGAACAAUUUGUUUGUAAUCUGUGCCAGUUCUGUAUUGAUUCAAAUCAUUUCAGUUGAGGAUAAAUCAGGAGAGAAUAUUCAUUCUCUUUAUUUCACUAAAGUCAAACUAAAAUCAUUAACAAAAUAGAGAAAGGAUAGACACAAACAUUUUUAGGUGAUGUACAAAAGUAUAUAUUUUUUCUUCUUUUUUUUUCAUAUUCUGUUAAUCUCAGACAUACAACCGUGUGACUUAAACCAUAAGUUAAUAAUAUUAAUACUGCCUAUUGAAAGGGGAAAAUAUUUUUUUCUGUACAUGGAAAGAUUAUAAAAUUCGUUCGUUCUGAA